UGCCAUAUGUGAGAAAGAAGAAGAGCGAAGAAAACAGAUAACUCCAAUGUUUGCAAAACAAUUUGAUUAGUCUUGAAGGAAUCCGCUUUAGGCUCUUAGGAACCCGCUUUAUAGCGAGCACAGGCACGCACUGGCACACACAGCAAGCAAAGAGUGACAACAUUAUCCGUGAAGUGGACAUAUGGCCAACAAGAACAUGCGUAACACCACAACCAAAGUGGAGGCCCUGAUUGAGAGCUGUCGCAGCGAGGGCAAGUGGCACCGGGUCAUCGAGCUAACGGAUGAACUGAAGACCGGGUCCCCGCACAAUGAGUGCCUGGCCAACUUUCUGGUGGGGGAAGCUCGUCUGGAGAGUUACCUGGAGGAAAACGCUCUCGCGUCAGACUCAAAUUUUGGUCGCGCCAAGUCUGGAUUGGCGGAGGCCCGGCGUUUCCUUCACUUGGCUUUGGGUGAGAGUGGCCAGAAGGCGGGCAUCGCCCUGGACGCCUAUUUGCUGCUGGCCAAGCUGUGCUUUGCCUGCGGCGAGUAUGAGCAGAGUCUAGACAAUUUCGUCAAGGCAGAACUCAACACGCUUGCCGAGAAGGAGCUGACCCUUCGCAGCCUGAAGAUCCUUGCGGAAUCGUAUGCCAUCAAGGGAUUGUGUCUGGAGCAGCAGACUACGAAGCCGUCAUCUAAGUUUAAGAAGGCCGAAAAGGACACGGAAAUGAUUAGCUGUUUUGAGCGCGCAUCUGAUCUGGGGCUGCUCUAUCUGCAGGAAUACGAUCUCGUUAGUGGAAGCAGUGGCUCGUCCAACAACUCGACAGCUGGUUCUACGUUGAAUGUAAACGCCUCUACUGUGCAGCCGUCGAGCAGCAGUUUUGCAAUCAGCAGUACAAUACCGGCGAGUGGUCCAAGUGGACUGGAAAUGAACCGCAGGAUGGGCGCCAUCCUAGAGACCGCCCUGCAACGGGCACCCAUAGUGCUUAUUAAGACGGAAAAGCUUCAAGAGGCCGUUGAACGGUAUCGAAUCAUGCUAAACGCCAUCGAAACGAGGGCUACUCAAUCGUUGCGCCUCACGCUGGCCCGCCAGCUAGCUGAGGUUCUUUUGAGAGGGGUCUCGGGCACGAUUUACUCGCCUCCUUUUACCGGAAAAUCUGGAGGUGGGACGCUGCGAGGAGGAUCCUCCAAGAAACUUUGGAAACCGCGUAAAUACGCAGCCCGCCAGCAGUUUAACCCUCGGAACCAGCAGGAAGAGGUAAUUCUGUUGCUACUCAUAGCCGAGGCACUGGCUGUGAGGGAUACAGUUUUGUCGCAGAGUCCAGAGUUUAGACAGGCCCGUCAGCAUGCUAUGGGCAACGUUACGGCCGUCUAUGACCUCCUGACGUUGGCUACUGUGCGCUGGGGGCUCGUCCAGCUAUUAAAUGAGUCCUUUGAGAAGGCGCUAAAGUUUAGCUUUGGUGAACAGCAUGUGUGGCGGCAGUACGGCUUAAGUUUGAUGGCAGCCGAAAAGCACUCGCACGCUUUAAGGGUCUUGCAAGAAUCAAUGAAGUUGACUCCUAGUGAUCCUUUGCCAUGUCUGUUGGCUUCUCGCCUUUGCUACGAGAGUCUGGAGACGGUAAAGCAAGGUCUGGACUAUGCUCAGCAAGCGCUGAAGCGCGAAGUAAAGGGCUUGCGACCAUCGCGAAGCCAACUCUUUGUGGGCAUCGGUCACCAACAGCUAGCCAUCCAGUCAAAUCUUAAAAGCGAGCGAGAUGCUUGUCACAAGCUGGCUUUGGACGCCCUGGAGCGCGCUGUGCAGUUUGAUGGGAACGACCACCUGGCGGAAUACUACUUGUCGUUGCAGUACGCACUUCUGGGACAGCUGGCGGAGGCAUUGGUUCAUAUCCGUUUCGCGCUGGCGUUGCGUAUGGAACAUGCGCCAUGUCUACACCUGUUCGCACUGUUGCUGACAUCGUCGCGCCGACCUCGUGAAGCUUUGGGAGUUGUUGAGGAUGCUUUACACGAGUUUCCCGAUAACCUGCAGCUACUGCACGUUAAGGCACAUCUUCAGCUGCAUCUAGAGGACGCGGAGACGGCGUUGGGCACUGUGCAGCACAUGCUGGCCGUGUGGCGGGACGUUUACGAGGCCCAGCUAGCGGGAGAGGAGGAAAAGCACUCAGACACCAAGAGUGGUGUUCACUUGGCACAUUCCUCACAGAUGUCCGACAAGGAUUCAAAUUCUGUGUACGCGGCUUCAUUGGCUGCAGUCUCCCGCGUUGAACAGGCUCUGAGUGAAGCAGCAAGCUCAUUGAGCUCAUUUACGCAGCGUCCUGGACCCCGACGACCCUGGAUGCUACAGAUUGAAAUAUGGCUUCUGCUGGCUGAUGUCUAUCUGCGGAUUGAUCAGCCGAACGAGGCACUCAACUGCAUACACGAAGCCUCACAGAUUUAUCCGCUUUCGCAUCAGAUUAUGUUUAUGCGUGGCCAGGUGCAUGUCUAUUUGGAGCAAUGGUUUGACGCCAAGCAAUGUUUCCUGAACGCCGUGGCCGCCAACCCAAAUCACACAGAGGCUUUGCGUGCGCUUGGAGAGGCGCAUUUGGUACUGGGCGAGCCGAGGUUGGCUGAAAAAAUGCUAAAAGAUGCGGCCAAACUGGAUCCGAGCUGUCCAAAAAUUUGGUUCGCACUGGGAAAGGUGAUGGAGAUCCUGGGCGAUUUCCAUGCCUCAGCCGAUUGCUUCGCCACGUCGCUGCAGUUAGAGCCAUCAUGUCCGGUGCUACCUUUUACUUCUAUACCUUUGGUGUUUGAAUAGGAACACUUUCGUGUCUAAUUCGAAGCUUGACAAACCUCAAAGUCAACAGCAAUACUAGAAUUAUACUUCCUAAUUCCUUCAGUGUAAAAAUUGUUGUAUCGCAGUUUUGGAGCAACAAAUGUUUAAAUAUUGUUUGUGUGUAAAUUAUUACCAAGAAUUGUUCGAGCUUGGCUGUAUUAUGUGAAUGAACCAUUCUGCUAUCUUCCUUAAUCACCCACUUUUAAGGAGAUGGUUCGGUUAAAUUUAUUACUCUAUUAGGUGUUGUUAAUUACAUACAAAAUUGGUUAUUAUAUAAAUAUACAGUAUUUCGUG
This is a messenger RNA of Drosophila melanogaster (fruit fly), 3079 nucleotides long. RefSeq names its product tetratricopeptide repeat domain 7 (gene Ttc7). The coding region runs from base 182 to 2767 and encodes 861 amino acids. Lineage: Eukaryota; Metazoa; Arthropoda; Insecta; Diptera; Drosophilidae. The record is from RefSeq and is marked reviewed. The transcript has 9 exons.